Molecule: messenger RNA, 3585 nt
Organism: Homarus americanus (American lobster)
Lineage: Eukaryota; Metazoa; Arthropoda; Malacostraca; Decapoda; Nephropidae
Gene: Xpc
Product: DNA repair protein complementing XP-C cells homolog
Exons: 7
Coding region: 84-2726 (880 amino acids)
Biological process (GO): mismatch repair; nucleotide-excision repair
Cellular component (GO): nucleus; cytoplasm; XPC complex
Molecular function (GO): damaged DNA binding; single-stranded DNA binding
Source: RefSeq, a predicted model, not a curated record
CUAUGUACAUGUAUUUUAUUCUCUAGAUUGAAGACUACCUUCGGAAGAGUGUAAAUCGAUCCAUCAAAGAAGUUCACGAGAACAUGCACAAGGCUCAUCUCCUCUGCCUCUUUGCUCACGGUCGACAUGUUAACAUGACACUAAACUCUGACACUCUCCUGGCUGCUGCCCUCUCCAUUAUUACUGACAAGAAUGCUUACCCUCCCAAGAGGCUGGAUCUUAAGUACUUGGAAAAGUUUGUCAAUUGGUUUUCAAAGAAAAUAGCCGUUAAACCUGAAGAUAUGGAGGAGGAUUACUGGAGUCAUUCCCAGAAGGAUAUCUUAGUGAAGAGGUUUGAGACCAAACAGGUUUGCUCCAACAGAGAGUUUGUGAUUAUGUUUGUUAUAAUGUGUCGUGCUCUGGGGAUGAAUGUGCGCUUGGUCUUGUCCCUCCAGCCAAUGAGUUGGAAACCAAGUGCUGAGAGACUUAUUAAACCUCCAAAGAAAACAGAGAAGAAGCCAAACAUAUUCUCAGAACCUUCUUGUUCACAAACACCUGAAAGUACAUUAAAUAAAAAAAAUAAUAAAGAAGAAAAAGACAAAUUAAGUAGGAAAAUGUUAUCUUCAGAUUCUGAUGUGGAUGUUAAAGGGAAAAGGGGCUCCAAGAUAAAGAAUUCAAAGGGAAAAGAAAAGAAAAUAAAGAAGAGGAAAUCCCUAAGUGGUGGUGAUGAUGAUGAUGAUGAUGAUAGUGACUUUGACCUUACACCAGUGAAGCUGAAGAGAGGUCCUCAGUCAGUGAGUACACAAAGACAAAGAUCUGACAAGAGGAAAAGUAGUGAAGGAAGUGGGAGCACAGAUAAGAGGAAGGAAAAUGAGAACGAUGGAAAGGUAGAGGGCAAGAGAAAAAAAAAUGAACCGUUGAUGGAAUGGGCGGAGGUGUACGUGGAAGAGGAGGAGAAGUGGGUGUGUGUUGAUGUGACAAGAAGGAAAAUUCACUGUACAGCAGAAAUUGGGGCACGUAUGCCAGCAACGUCAGCAUACAUCACUGCAUAUAACGCCAACCUGACAGUGAAGGACGUCAGCAAGCGUUAUGUACCCAGUUGGCUCUCUAAUGAAAACAAGUUACGGUGCUGCAGUAAAUGGUGGGAGAAGGUACUGAGAUCUUUCAAGGGACAGAGAACUAGGCUGGAUAAAGAAGAGGAUAAGGAAAUGGACCUUAACCUUAAAGAGCAGCCACUACCAAAAAGUAUUGGAGAGUACAAGAAUCACCCAUUGUAUGCUCUACAACGCCACCUUCUCAAGUUUGAGGCAAUAUAUCCACCCGAUGUCUCCCCAGUUGGGUUUAUCAGAAGCGAGCCGGUGUAUCCUCGUGACAGCAUCUACAACCUUCAUUCUCGGGACACUUGGAUGAAGGAGGCCAAGACUGUAAUAGUCGGAGAGGAGCCCUACAAGGUUGUUAAGGCCCGCCCAAAAUGGGAUAAGUUGACUUGUAAAGUGAUCAAAGACCUGCCAUUAGAACUGUAUGGAGAGUGGCAGGUAGAAGACUAUGAGCCACCAGUAGCAUCUGGAGGGAAGGUACUUAAUGAGUAUGGCAAUGUGGAGCUGUUCAAACCCACCAUGUUGCCAAAGGGAUGUGUUCAUAUACCAAUUGGUGGUCUCAACCGUUUGGCUCAGAAGUUGAACAUUGACUGUGCUCCAGCGAUGGUCGGAUUUGACUUUCACUCAGGCUGGACUCAUCCUGUGUAUGACGGCUACGUUGUGUGUGAAGAGUUCAAAGACAUAUUAAUGGAUGCUUGGAACCAGGAGCAAAUUGAACAAGCUAAAAGGGCAGAGGAGAAGAGACAGAAGAGAAUUUACGACAACUGGAAGAAACUAAUACAGGGAAUGCUGGUGAAGGAGCGAGUGAGAGAAAUGUACGGCAACGUGGCUCCAUCUGACGAGGAAGAAGACCAGAAGGAGACAGAGACGGCCAAGAAAACAUCGGAAGCAAAGGAAAAAGACACCCCAAGGAGAAAGAUAAAACAAGAAGACAUCGACGCUGUUAGACCUCCUCUCAUCACACAUCAGGUUAGAAAUCUUAACAUUGAUCUGAGUUCCAAUGUUGUGGAGAUGGCCAAGAAAAGUAGAAAGAGAACAAUGAAGACAAAAAAUAGCAUCAAGAGAGUUGUAAGCAAAAAGGGAAAAACUGAGAACACGACAGGUAAAGAUGUUAAGACGGAACAAGUUGAAGAAGACAACGAGGAAAGUGAAUCAGACGUUGAGGAGAAGAAAGCAAAGAUUCGAGCUAUUCUCCAGUGGGGAAAUAAAACGGUUACCGCCAACCCUGACCUCAGUGAUGACAGCGACGAAGAGAGACAGUCUCGGCCGUCGUCUUCCCACGUUGGUGUUCCAUUUUCCGAUCCCUUUUACACUGUCGGUGAGAAGCAGGGACAAGUAAAAAAUAAAUCUGGAAAAGGAAGAAAGAAAAGCCAAGCACAGGAACCAUCAGACUGUGAGGAGCAUGUAACAAGUCGAUCAACCAGCCGCUCCACAACCCCUGAACCAGACCUGGGUAAGGCGGGCUGUAGGAGGUUGUCCCGCAGAUCUGCCAAACAAAAGAUCAAAACUUACAAAGAAAGUGAUGGAGAAAAUGAGGGGUACAUUUCUAUUGAUGAAAGUGAUUGUGAAGAUAAGACUUAUAAUCCUUUAAAAGAAAAGAAAGCAGCCACUCACGUCUUGAAUUUGAGUGAAGAAAGUAACUCUGACUGAUUUUUCUCAGUAAAGUACAUUAGUAGAGAAAAUAGUUUUAAUGUACUCUGUUAAGAAAUUUUAGGUUAUAUGUAUUUUGUUUGUAACAAUUACCCGGUAGUUCAAAGAGUAUUAUUAAGUUUUUAGACCAGUUAAAUUGGUAACUUUUGUGGUACAUUAAACUUUUUUGUAUUUAAAUAAAUCUAAAUUUUAUAUGUACAGUACUUAAUUUACUGUAUACCUUAAUUUUAGAAUGUACAGUCGAUCCCAUGUUUAAUAUUCAUGGACACUUUAUUCUUGAUAAAAAAGUUUUAAUUAUUAUUUUGAUAUUACCACAAAUUUUAAAUACUGUUGAUACUACAAACCUUUAGCCAAUACAGUACAGUAAACUUUUGGUAUUCUUGGUUUCUGGAUUUGCAAAAUUUAAAUAUUUACCAACUCUUUAUGCUCGACCCCAGACCUCUAGUGUUCUCAGAUCUUGAACGGGUUGACAAUCCCUGCUUCUUGAGGUGAAUCUCUUGGUAAAACAUAAACAUCAUCAUAAUUCAUGAAAUAUUAUUUAUUGUAAUGAUACAUUGAGGGUAAAACUACCUUCACUUCCCAUAAACUGCUUUCCGAAUUUCCUAAAAAAAUCAGAGAAUAUUCAAUAUUUACUGUAUUUUAUACACAGUGAUCAGCUACGUGCAGUAAACUUUAGUUUGUAUUUCUGGGACAAUUCUAAGGCACAAUGUUGAUAGGACAGAAUGUUGGAAUGUGCACAGUUUCCUAGCUACUGCACCUGAGGUAAUGUUAGUGAGGGAGUGAACAGCUGUAGAUUUUUUUUGUAAUUUUAUGCAUAUUGUGAUACAGUUGUGUUAUUAGAGUAAAUGUUCAAAAUUCC